This is a messenger RNA of Oenanthe melanoleuca, 1591 nucleotides long. Its product is annotated as steroidogenic acute regulatory protein, mitochondrial. The transcript is spliced from 7 exons. Gene Ontology annotation, cellular component: mitochondrion; mitochondrial intermembrane space. Gene Ontology annotation, molecular function: cholesterol transfer activity; cholesterol binding. The record is from RefSeq and is a predicted model, not a curated record. Gene Ontology annotation, biological process: intracellular cholesterol transport; steroid biosynthetic process; regulation of steroid biosynthetic process. NCBI's taxonomy places the organism in Eukaryota, Metazoa, Chordata, Aves, Passeriformes, Muscicapidae. Bases 91 to 942 code for a protein of 283 amino acids.
GCGCUCGGCGUGAACGGACGGACGGACACCAAGCCACCCCUGCAGCCACCGCAGCCACUGCCCAGCCCACGGCUCCGAGCCCGCACAGAGAUGCUGCCAGCCACGUCCAAGCUCUGCGCUGCCAUCUCCUACCGCCACCUGCGCAACAUGACUGGGCUGAGGAGACAAGCUGCUGUGGCCAUCAGCCAGGAGCUGAGCAGGCUCGCCAGCCACAGCCCAGGACCCAGCACCUGGAUCCACCAGGUGCGCAGGAGAAGCUCCUUGCUCAGCUCAAGGCUGGAGGAGAAACCCUUCAGUGAGAUGGAAAUGUCUUAUAUCAAGCAAGGAGAGGAAGCCCUGCAGAAAUCCCUCAGAAUCCUGGAGGACCAGGACGAUUGGAAGACGGAGACAGUGGCGGGUAACGGAGAUAAAGUGCUGAGCAAGGUGCUGCCAGACGUGGGGAAGGUGUUCCGGCUGGAGGUGGUGGUGGACCAGCCCCUGGACACGGUGUACGGAGAGCUGGUGGACAACAUGGAGCAGAUGGGAGACUGGAACCCCAACGUCAAAGAAGUCAGGAUUCUGGAGAAGAUAGGGAAGGACACGGUGAUCACCCACGAGAAGGCGGCCGCCACCCCCGGGAACAUCGUGGGGCCGCGGGACUUUGUGAGCGUGCGGUGCGCCAAGAGGCGGGGCUCCACUUGCGUGCUGGCUGGGAUGUCCACGACCUACGGGGCCAUGCCCGAGCAGGAGGGCUUCAUCAGGGCUGAGAAUGGUCCCACCUGCAUGGUCCUUCGCCCGCUGCCCGGCAGCCCCUCCCAGACCAGGCUCACCUGGCUGCUCAGCAUCGACCUCAAGGGGUGGCUGCCCAAGUCCAUCAUCAACCAGGUGCUGUCCCAGACACAGGUGGACUUCGCCAAACACCUGCGGCAGCGCCUGGCCCGGCCGGUGCCUGUGACCUGCUGACCAUGCCCUGCUGACCAUUGCGGCUGACCAACCCUAAUGACCACACCCUAAUGACCACACCCCACUGACCACGCCCUACUGGGUUUCCUUCAGGGGCACAGUGUGGGAUCUUGUCACUUCAAUUAACCAAGGCCUUUAAUAGCAGACUCCACUAAUUACUGCGUAGUUACAAUCAAUAAAUAUAAAGGUUAUUCAUUGAAGCUCAUUGUGUAAGUGCAGGACCAAACAUUUAAUUCCUGCAGUUGCUUAACUGAGCACCUGCUGGCCCAGGCAGCCAACUCCACCCUCCCUAAUUACUUUCAAUGAAUAAAGCUUUAAUUAGUGCUGUCUACAAUUAAAGGUCUGGGAGAUAGCAGACUGGGAAGGUACAACCUCAGUGAGGCAAACACAAGCCUGAUUGAACCUCAAAUUUUACUCUCCCAAAACUCAAACACAGCACUCACUUAAUUUUGUUUCCUCUCCCCCUCAAAGCAGCUGUAAUUUAUUUUUUCCCAUUCCAACACAUAAGAAGCAUCAAAUUAUUUAUUCACCCAAAGCUCUGCAAUGAUGACCAUUAGCAGGAGGCCCCAUGUAACUCCGUGCACAGGAGAUCUUCAGCUCAAGUGUAGCUACUUUGAGUUUAAAUGUCACUUGUAACAAUUUAUAAGAC